Laetiporus sulphureus 93-53 is the source of this 981-nucleotide messenger RNA. RefSeq lists its product as uncharacterized. The coding region runs from base 1 to 981 and encodes 326 amino acids. NCBI's taxonomy places the organism in Eukaryota, Fungi, Basidiomycota, Agaricomycetes, Polyporales, Laetiporaceae. The record is from RefSeq and is a predicted model, not a curated record. The transcript is spliced from 3 exons.
AUGUUGUUCGUCCGUGCGCUGCACACGAAGGGAAGGCUGGCAUUCUUUUCGUGCUCUAAUUUGUUCGCUCUUCUCAACUGGGAGACCGGAAUGCGUUGGAUAAUAGAUAUAGCCGAGCUAGAUGAAGAAGAGAUAUGGAAUGGAAUAAUUGGGGCAAAGUUCAUUACCCACCGCCACAUCCUAUGCAUCAAGUCCCAUGCGGUCGAGCUAUUAACAUUGCCCUGUCUCCAGACCAACGCAGAAUGCCAUGCAAAGUCACCUAGCGCCAACAUGAGUUGCACGUCAACCGACAAUCAUUUUCGUGUACAGGUCAUCGCCCAUACGUUCUCCCAGACAACCUUCCGCGGGUCGUCCUUCUCUGCACCCACGGACCUUUAUGUAUCCGGCACAGACGAGUCACUCGCGACUGUCUUCUUCCUCGCAUACGACGUCCUGCGCGGGCUAUUCCACUACCGCGUCUCGCUGAUGCUCCCUCCCGACUCUGCCUCUAACAACUUGCCCCCGCACAUGUCCGUCCGCCUCGUGGCCGCGCAUCAGAUGGCCAUGCCCAUCAGCUCUGCGGGGAGUGGCGCACGGAUACCGAGGAGUGGCUUCGGUCCCGGCGCCCGAGGGUUCGUUUCCACGUGCGCCCUUGGAUCCACGGGUAGGCGCGGCGUAUGGAUUGAGCGCAGACGAGGCAGCGUGAGGAGGGGCGUGGUGGGGUUCAGCGCUUUGAUCGAACUUCUCGAGGAAGAGCCGGAAUCAGAGAAGGCGCCGGAGCAGCAGGCCGGUGAUGAGUUGCUAACGGCGGCCACAGGAGAAUCGGACGAUGAAGCAGAGGUCGACUGGUGGGAUAGUGCCAAUUGCCGUGCGAUAGAGGGAUCGACGAUCUACGAGGUCAACUCUUACGACCUGCGCGACGAUAUCACUCAUUGUGCGUUCUCCGAAGCAGCAGGACGAGUCGUUCUUGGAACAAGGAACGGAGAUAUUCAAUAUCUUUGA